AUGGAAGCCCAGGGGUUUCCAUCUACCAGCCCUCUCUGCACGGAGCGAUCAAGCAGCAACUUUAGACUAGCACAGGCAGGCAAGAAAGGCGGAAAAGACAGAAUUAUAUUUGCGACCAAGGAGGACCAUGAGACACCAAGCAGUGCUGAGCUGGUUGCAGAUGACCCAGAUGACCCUUAUGAAGAACAAGGACUGAUAUUGCCCAAUGGAGAUAUCAACUGGAAUUGCCCAUGUCUGGGUGGAAUGGCUAGUGGUCCCUGUGGGGAACAGUUCAAGUCAGCCUUUUCUUGUUUCCACUAUAGCACAGAAGAAAUAAAGGGGUCAGACUGUGUGGACCAAUUCCGUGCCAUGCAGGAAUGCAUGCAGAAAUACCCAGAUCUUUACCCUCAAGAGGAUGAAAAUGAAGAAAAAGAGAAGUCAAGUAAAGAUUUGGAAGCUACUCCUAUGGAGGCUUCUGCUGCCAAAGAGGAGAAAGGAUCUAGCUAAUGAAGAUGCAAGGAGGCUGUUGUCUCCAUUCCUCAUUUUCAGAGACAUGGACUUUUGCAGUAUGUCUGUAUUUUGAGUCGUCAACAAAUGUUUCACUGUUGUUCUAUACACUGUAUCGUAGUAAAUAAUUUAUUGUUGAAGGAGGAAUCUCAGUGCUACAGCCUUGCAAGUAAAUACUGCAAAAGGAACAAGUAUGUGUAUGUAUUGUGUAACCUGCUAUCAGACACAGUUAAUACUUCAACAGCUUUUUUUUUACCCUCAAGUUCUCCUUGAGUUUUGACUUGAAUAAUGUCUUUAAAUAUAUAUAGCUUUCAACUAAAAUUCCACUAGCACACCAGGUCUGUCUUCAUUUCAGUAUCUUCUGAUCAAUAGCUGCUCUUUUUUAAUGUAUUCUGUUCUAUUAAUAGAAAUUGCAUUAAAUGAUUGUUUUCCCUUAAAGAUUUUUUUUUUUUCUGGAGUGAUACAGGACAUUGAAAAUGGCCUAAAUCGAGAAUUUGUAAAAUCAUUUCAAAUGGUCUUAUUAGAUUAUGGUUGCAUUUUACAACCAGCAUCAGGUAAGGACUGUCAGAAAAAUGUUGAAAUGUAUAUCUCCUUUGAUUUAAUUUACUUACUGUGAUGGCUUUUGCAUGUUUAAAAAUCGUGUAUUAUACAACCAUUGAUAAAGAUGAAUGGAAAUAAGGUUGAUCACUGGCUUUAUUUUUGCUCUGAAACCACAGGUUUUGGGU
Messenger RNA from Opisthocomus hoazin, 1211 nucleotides. NCBI's taxonomy places the organism in Eukaryota, Metazoa, Chordata, Aves, Opisthocomiformes, Opisthocomidae. The record is from RefSeq and is a predicted model, not a curated record.